Messenger RNA from Hibiscus syriacus, 1457 nucleotides. RefSeq lists its product as uncharacterized. The coding region runs from base 155 to 1354 and encodes 399 amino acids. Lineage: Eukaryota; Viridiplantae; Streptophyta; Magnoliopsida; Malvales; Malvaceae. Gene Ontology annotation, cellular component: chloroplast. The transcript has 6 exons. The record is from RefSeq and is a predicted model, not a curated record.
GAAGCGCCUCCUCACUUUCCCGACCACAAAGACUAUCUGUAAUUUCAUCAUCAUUCAGAUCCUUGAUUCCUCUUCCUUUUAAUUGCAAUCCAAACAAAUUUUCCAGUUUCUCACAAGUCACAAAUCUCUCGACCCGAAAAAACCCAUAUCUCUAAUGGCGGCAACAACCUUUUUUUUGCUUCGAUUCGACCCUUUAAAGCUCAAACAAUGUUUUCCCCUCCGUUUACGCCUUUCUUUCCCUCCCCGCUUCUCUAAAUUGACCGAAAACAUGACUUUUCAAAGCCAAGGCUGCGCUAAGUUUAAAACCAAAUGUCUCUUCUCGAAGAGGAAGCAUUUAACGAGCUCGAAUUUGAACACCGACCAUUUCAGUUGUAGCUCAGAUGACAAGACCCCAUUCGAGAUAGUUUCUUCAACGAUUUUAAAAUCUCUAGAGGCAUUGAAAAAGCCUGUUAUAGCGGCGGUUUUAUUGGGGUUGUUGUUAAUGUUUAAUCCUUAUAAAACAGCAUUGGCUGCUUCUGGUGGGAGGAUGGGAGGGAGGUCUUUUUCCACUGGUUCUUCGUCUUCGAGGAGUUAUUCGGCGCCUAGCGAUGGAGGGUCGAGCUUUUCUUCGUACUCCGUUCCUUACUGUUCGCCGGCUCCAUUUGGCGGCGGCGGUGGGUUAUAUGUCGGGUCGGCUGUUGGGGUCGGAGUUGGGGCUGGGUCGGGUCUUUUUCUUAUUGUGAUGGGGUUUUUCGCUUUUGUUUUGGUUUCCGGGUUUCUUUCGGAUUGGUCCGAGAGCGGCGUGCUUGCUGAUAUUGAAAGAACCAGUGUUCUUAAGCUUCAGGUUGGGUUGUUGGGUUCAGGACGAUCUCUUCAAAGGGAUCUAAAUCGGAUUGCAGAAGUUGCUGAUACUUCUACCUCUGAGGGUCUAAACUUUGUGUUGACGGAGACAACACUGGCUUUGCUUCGCCAUCCUGAUUAUUGCAUAUCGGGAUAUUCAUCUGUGGAUGUGAAACGAAGCAUAGACGAUGGGGAGAAACGCUUCAAUCAACUCUCGAUCGAAGAACGUGGUAAAUUUGAUGAGGAGACACUAGUGAAUGUGAGCAAUAUUAGAAGGCAAAGUACAACAUAUCAGAAAGCCGGUGGAUUCAACAAUGAGUAUAUAGUGAUAACAAUUUUGGUGGCUGCUGAAGGAGUGCAUAAAUUGCCCCUCAUCAAUGGAAGUGGUGACUUGAAUGUAGCCUUGCAAAAGCUUGCCUCCAUCCCGACAAGCAAGUUACUGGCGGUUGAGGUCUUAUGGACGCCCCAGAAUGAAAAUGACACAUUAUCAGAGAGGGAAUUACUUGAAGACUACCCUCUUUUGAGGCCUUUAUAAGUUAUAUACAUAUAUAUAUAUAACUAUGGAUAGAGUAUUAUGGUUACCGUGCUUCUUUGUAAAUAAUGAAGGCGUAUUGUCAAUGAGUUCAUGGUUAUUUUGA